UCCAAACCCACUUUCCUCUAUUUCUCUUCACCUCCAUUGCAGAGAGUUUUUGGAAUCUCAGAUUCAUCCCUCGGCACACAUCUGAGCUCUCUCUGGGUCAGUUUCUCUUUAUUCAUUUGUUUCAGAUUCUGUACAAAUUUGGUUACUUUUGGUCUCAUAGAUAAAUCAACACGAAGCAAAACAAUCCCAUGUCCAUAUUAUAGAGAAACCAAACUAGGGAGGGUAGGGUUUCUGGGUCUAAGUCUAGAAGUCGGAAAACCUUCGUUGAUUGUAAUCUCUACAAGUCAGUCAAUGUCUAGCUGCGUCGUGGAUCUCCCUGAAGAUAUUAUACUCAAGAUUCUGUGCCGUCUGCCGGUCAAGUCUUUGAUCCGCUUCACUUGUGUCUCGAAACGGUGGCGUUCUAUGAUCAUUUCCGAUCCUCAGUUUGGAAAAUCCCACCACCAACUUGCUUCUCAGCAGAGAACCCUCCGUAGAGAAGUCCUCCUCACUACCUACCCUAAACUCAGAGAUCCAGGUCCAAUUUCCCUUGCUCGUUCCGGUGGCUUUUUUAAGUUACCCCCUCGAUUUCAAUCGUUAGAGGAUAACUUUUCAGUCAAAAACUUCACCAUCCCAUGUGAGAAGAGUGAGGAUAUAAUAGUAAUGGCCUCCUGCAAUGGUUUGGUACUUGUAGGCGAAAGCAAUCGUGGUUAUUUGAGAAACUUGUCUAUCUGGAACCCUUCUACUGGAUGCUUCCGCAACCUGCCUAGGCCAAGUUUCCCGGAGAGGUCAGUACAAUCAGCCGGUAAUGAGUACAAGUUCUCUGUGAAUUAUGGUUUUGGUCAUGUGUCCGCCAGUGACGACUACAAACUUGUUUUCAUAAUACCUGCCCUCGGUGAUCUGCCGGAAGUCCAUGUCUUCUCUAUGAGAGCCAACAUUUGGAAGGUUAUUACAGCUCCUUACUCGUCAUGGCCGAGAUGGCGUGGUGGACAGGGGACACUUUCAAAUGAAGCAAUUCACUGGGUCAUUCGCCACAAAAAUGAGAGUUCGGACCCAGUUAUCUAUGCGUUUGAUUUGGCAGAGGAGGGAUUUCGGCAAGUGCCAUUGCCGCUUGUUUUGUGGCAAGAUGAAGAUGACAAGACUUCCACCGAGAUAACAACUCUGGUUCAUUUAGGAGGAUCCCUUUGCAUCUUGUCGCGAAAGCAUUAUUAUCCCGUGAAAGGUGAAGUUUGGGCGAUGACAGAGUAUGGGGUGCCUGAAUCUUGGGUUAAACUCUUUCAAUUUGAUGUACGCGAUCUCCCAGAUGUCUUUUCUAGACUAUACGGUCCAUGGGAUAUCUGUUUCAUUACAGAAAGCAAUAUAAUCAUGUUAAGACGGGAUAAUGAGUUGUUUUGGUUUGAACGCCGUAAUGAAGAGAAACUGAUCUGCAGUGGACAGUAUAGGAUUGAGGAGGUACAACCGGAGGUGCCCGAGUGUUCGUGUUAUUUUCACGCAAUCGGAUAUGAUGAAACUCUAGUUUCCGUAGCUGAAUGAUUAUAGUGAAUCAUUGGCGCAUGAAGACUUGAGGCCUGAAAGCUAAGAAGCAGAAGUGAAUAGAGGGAUUCAUAUUUGCAUUCAAAUGCUGCUUGAUUAUGUUAUAACUAUUGUAAUUUUUAUUCUCCACCUUCGAUGUUAUUUGAGUAACUUAAUCCUUGUGUGUUUAUUUGUAAUUGAGGAGUGGAAACUAUGAAGAGGGAUUGCUAUUUGCAUUCAAAUGCUUCUUGGUUUAUGUUCUAACUAUUGUAAUUUGAAUUCUCCACCUUUGAUAAUUCAGCUGAAAUGGUUUCAUCUUAUAAA
This is a messenger RNA of Rosa chinensis, 1812 nucleotides long. Its product is annotated as F-box/kelch-repeat protein At3g06240. Gene Ontology annotation, molecular function: protein binding. Lineage: Eukaryota; Viridiplantae; Streptophyta; Magnoliopsida; Rosales; Rosaceae. Bases 292 to 1509 code for a protein of 405 amino acids. The record is from RefSeq and is a predicted model, not a curated record. The transcript has 2 exons.